This is a messenger RNA of Osmerus eperlanus (European smelt), 2938 nucleotides long. RefSeq lists its product as uncharacterized. Lineage: Eukaryota; Metazoa; Chordata; Actinopteri; Osmeriformes; Osmeridae. Gene Ontology annotation, biological process: negative regulation of autophagy; phosphatidylinositol dephosphorylation. Gene Ontology annotation, molecular function: phosphatidylinositol-3-phosphate phosphatase activity. Bases 592 to 2256 code for a protein of 554 amino acids. The record is from RefSeq and is a predicted model, not a curated record. The transcript has 12 exons. Gene Ontology annotation, cellular component: cytoplasm; membrane.
CUUUUGUUCAACGUAGCCUAAUAACACCAUCUAGUGGUUAUUUACGAAACACAUUAUAUAAGCGCAGCAUAUGUAAAAUUAUUUUAUUGUUGGCAGUUUGGUAAGGGAACACUUAUUGAACAACUGACACAUUGUGGAUCUUAUUAAAUACGAAUUUAAAAAGCCAAUCAUUACAGACACAAAACCUUCUUAGGAAGGGAUUAUAGCCUGACAGUUUGUCCUCUCACUACUGCUUCCAGGAAAUGAUGACUUCUUCUUCUCUUACCACAAGUUGUGGUCACAUUUUGUGAAAAGCAGAUAUGGCCUUUCAAUAAGGUGUGAGCUCUCUCACAAACUGAAAGGCGUCGCUAUUAUUGGGUCCUUUAUCGCCAAGCAAACACUGCAGCAAGUCAAUAUUUUGGACCGACACACCUCUUUUUCCAUGUUGGAGAAAUGAAGUUCAUUUCGAGAUUCUUUUCGUUCUUUACAAAUAAACAAGAUAACAGAGGCGGAGUGAAUUUCCUUUGCUACCAAACAUAGUUCAUUCGCGGAAGACGUUUUGUCAAACCGAAUAGCUUUCAGUUUUCCACCUUUUGCGCGUAGGCGCUAGAGAUGGAGUUUUCGGAGCACAUAAAAACGGCCAACGUUGAAGAUGUUGUCCUACGACGGCCGUCACAUGCUCCGAUGAAAGGGACAUUAUGUGUGACAGGGCAUCACCUUCUGUUCUCUGACAGGGAUGGAGACAGUCCGAAACAGGUCUUGGUGCUUCUCAGAAACAUUGAUGCUAUUGAGAAGAGUGUGGAAAACCUGUUAGGCUAUUCCAGCCUCUUCUCUAGUUCAGUCCAGAGUGAAAGGCCAACUCUGUCAUCUGGGACAAUCACCCUCCGGUGUAAGGACCUAAGUGUUCUCCAGUUGGACAUCCCGGGUAUGGAAGAGUGUCUCAACAUAGGCCACUCUAUUGAGACUCUCUCGUCUCUGGAGACAGUGUCACACACGUAUCCCUUCUUCUACAGACCUUCCGGUCUCAGUCUGCAAGGCCAGUGGGGCCUCUCAUCCACUGAGCUAGACUACGCUCAAAUGGAGGAUCUGAAUGACCAAUGGAGGCUGAGUCAUGUCAACAGGGACUACUGUGUGUGUCCAUCCUACCCCCCUGCUGUGAUCGUCCCCAGAGCCAUUGAUGAUGAGGCUCUCAUAAAGGUGGCCAAGUUCAGACAAUGGGGGCGCUUCCCUGUGCUUUGCUAUUACCACAAGCCUAACAGCAUGGUCAUCAUGCGCAGCAGUCAGCCCCUGACAGGAGCCAAUAGGAAGCGCUGCAGGGAGGAUGAGCUCCUCCUCCAGGCUGUGAUUGACGGGUCAGAGAAGGGUUACAUUAUCGACACCCGCUCCAGCCAGCAGGCUCAGCAGGCGAGGAUGACAGGGGGCGGCUUUGAGUCCAAAUCCAGCUACAGCUGCUGGAAGAGACUGCACAGGCAACUGGAAAGAGGGAAGGUGCUCCAGGAGAGUCUAAUCAAGCUAAUGGAGGCCUGUGGGGACCACUCCGACAGUGUGGACCGCUGGCUCAGCAAGCUGGAGAACUCCAAGUGGCUGAGUCAUGUUCACAAUGCCCUGGCCACCGCUGGCCUCACUGCAGAGUGUGUGGAGAGGGAUGGCCACUCGGUUCUGGUCCAUGGUUCUGAGGGGACAGACACCACUCUGCUGGUGAGCUCCCUGGCCCGGCUGAUCCUGGACCCAAGUUCACGCACACUACCUGGCUUUCUUGCUCUGCUGGAGAGGGAGUGGGUGCAGGCUGGCCACCCAUUCCAGCAGCGCUGUGCCCACUCUGCCUACUCCCACGCCCGUAUCAGACAGGAGGCCCCAGUGUUCCUGCUGCUGCUGGACUGUGUGUGGCAGCUCGCCCACCAGUUCCCCCUGGCCAUGGGCUUCUCUGAGGCCCUGCUCAUACGGCUGGCCUCGGAUGCCUAUGCCUCCAACUAUGGCACCUUCCUCUGCAACUCUGACCAGGAGAGGUGUGCUCUGGGUGUGAAGGAGAGAACCCACUGUCUGUUCCAGGCUCUGUUGACACAUAGGGAGAGGGAGUGCUAUUCAAACCCCCUGUAUGAGCCCACAGAGCUGGCCAUCUGGCCCUCUGUCCAGCCCCAGUCCCUGCAGCUCUGGAGAGGUCUGUUUUUGAGGUGGACACAACACACUCGACACCUUGAAGAGGCUCAGGAGGAAAUACGCAACCUUGUCCUUGAAUGUCGCGGAGCAGAUCGAGCUUCAGGGGAACUUGACCCAUAACCGUUCUGUUUCAUCCAUUCCAAAGACACAUUUGAUGUUGAUUAUUUAAAGUAUCCUACUGUAAAACUGUGUAUUACAUUUUUCAUAGUAAAACCUUUAUCUGAAAGUUUAUAACCUUUAUUUUAUAAAUAAUUAGUUUUUAUAACACGUGUAUUUGUCUUGCUUGAUUCAAUAACCUUUUAAAAGAUCAUGAUCACAUGUUCUUCCAUGUUAUAUAUUGCCAAUCUCAUUUCAGUUGUAAUUGGUAUUGUUUCUUACAUUAUUCCUAUUUUAAGUACAUUAAUUAUAUUGAUUUAUAAUUAUUAUAAUAAUUAAAUAAUACCAUUUUAAUUAUCUGAUUGUUAUAUUAACAUUGUAAUAUUAUUAUUGGAGUAACCGUUUUGUUAAGCUCAGCUAAACAAUACACACAAUACAAAUCCUCUGUGAGCAAUGAGUCAGCAUGUUUUCCCACGCGAAGCUUUGCAAGCUGGAGACUGUAGUCCUCUUCAGUCGAGGGACACCUGCUCUAGGGAUUAUAUCGCAAACGAGGAAAACCACGUAUCCCAGCAUGACCUUCUUUGCCUGCUUAGGUACCCAAUGGUUGCUCGGUGCGCCUAAUCAGUGACCAAUAGGAGGUAGGCUAAAAUUGUAUUUGAAUCAACGACUGGACGUCCCAUCACCUGGCACAGUUUUCAGGUUUUGA